This is a messenger RNA of Phaedon cochleariae (mustard beetle), 1563 nucleotides long. The record is from the annotation of a GenBank genome assembly. NCBI's taxonomy places the organism in Eukaryota, Metazoa, Arthropoda, Insecta, Coleoptera, Chrysomelidae.
AUGAAGUAUUUGGUGAUUGUGCUCCUCAUUGGUUUCAGUUUAUUGGUAGAUGUUGAAUCCUCUGUCAUCGAAGUCAUUCCAAAAGACAAUGGAACUCAAGCAGCUAUCAGCCAUCAUGAAGAAAAUGUUGUGCGAAAUAAAUCGAAUGGGCAUCCUCGCCACAUAGUUUUCAUACCCUUCUUGAGACCUUACAAAAGUAAUGAUAAUAGCUCAAAUGAUACCUGUGAAGAUUCGGAUGAUGAUUUUCCGGAGUUUUUCCUCACAGACAAGCAGAUAAAGUAUGGAGGUAUCAUAAUAGUCAUCCUUAUAGGAAUCUAUGGUUUCACGCUAUUAGCAGUUGUGUGCAAUUUCUAUUUCUUACCAUGUGUUGAAACUAUCUGCGAAGUAGUACAUCUAACACCAGAUGUUGCGGCAGCAACAUUUAUGUCAGUUGCAACUUCUACACCUGAACUUUUUACGAACAUCAUAGGUACUUUUGUGACCCAAUCAGACCUCGGUAUUGGUACAAUCGUCGGUUCUUCACUAUUCAACGGUCUUGGAGUCGCUGCAAUUGGAAGUUUGGCAGCACCUCGCCCGCUGCAGCUUGACUGGUGGCCUGUGACGAGAGAUUGCUCCAUCUACGUCUGCGCAGUUGCCAUCUUGGUGGUCAUCACAUGGGACGGCGCAAUCUUCUGGUACGAAGCGACAAUCCUGAUGAUCGCCUACAUAGCCUACUUCACUAUCAUGUUCUUGAACACGCGCAUAUCCAACUUUGUGAGGAGCAAAUUCGAGAGGAAGAAAUCGGACAUCAAACCUGAAAGGUACCAGCAGGCAGCAGAUGCAAGGUUGUCUAUUAUAUCUGCGUAUGGUGCCUACAUUGAUACUACGACUACUCCGGGGUAUGGAGAGGAACAUCAGAAAACGCUGGACAAGAUAGAAGCAGAGGAUCAAGAAAAAGCACAUCAAUCAUUGUUUCGAAGACCCGAUGGCACUUGGUUCCAAAAAUGCAUAUUCUACUAUACGUGGCCUCUGCAAUUGAUCCUGAAAUGCACAAUGCCUAAUCCGAAGAUACAUCCGAAAUUGUUUCCGAUCACAUUUAUCAUGUGUAUUGUUUGGAUCGGUAUCAACUCUUACAUAGUGUCGUGGAUGAUAAGCAUCAUUGGUAGAUUGACAAAUCUUCCCGAUUCAGUGUUGGGAAUGACAUUCAUUGCUGCAGGAGCAUGCUUACCAGAAUCUAUAUCCAUGACCAUCAUUGCUAGAAGAGGUGAAGGCGCAUUCGGAGUAUCCAACUCCUUGGGAGCCAACUCCAUGAACAUACUCUACUCUCUGGGCAUGCCGUGGUUCUUCAAGACACUCGCCAACGGGGCCUCCAAAAACUCCCCCGUUGUCAUCCAAUCGGGAUCCAUAGAAUACACCAUCCUCGCCCUAAUCUUCGUGGCCGUGUCUUUGUACACCACUUUGGCGUGCAACGGAUUCAGAUUAUCGAAGAGAACCGGAGUAAUACUCAUCGUCAUCUACAUCACCAUGGUGGUGUUGUCGGUAGUGUCGGAAAUGCUGUUCCUUGGUGACACUAAAAAGUGCUAG